Penicillium taxi is the source of this 1854-nucleotide messenger RNA. Its product is annotated as MFS transporter. The record is from RefSeq and is a predicted model, not a curated record. Bases 1 to 1854 code for a protein of 617 amino acids. Gene Ontology annotation, molecular function: transmembrane transporter activity. The transcript has 3 exons. Gene Ontology annotation, biological process: transmembrane transport. NCBI's taxonomy places the organism in Eukaryota, Fungi, Ascomycota, Eurotiomycetes, Eurotiales, Aspergillaceae. Gene Ontology annotation, cellular component: membrane.
AUGUCUAUUGGUAGGCGGGACUUCGAUGCGAACCGGUCAAUCCGUCAAGAUGACACCGCAGAAGACGGUGACAAUGAGCGUUUCCGAAGUAGGAGUAGGGGUCUAGAACGAUCACCUACUGGAUCGCUUCGCUCGCGACUAUCCAUCUCUAGCGAGGAUGGACUGUUAAGCAAUGUGGUUGAUGGUAUUCUUGAGCGGGAUCGGCGGCAAUUACACAAAGAAGUUAUUCGAAUCACUAGUUUUGUCUGGGGUGUCAUUACCUGUCUGGGCGCAGGUAGUAUAACCGCAUUUUCUCUAUACGGGCAUCUACUGCUUACACGUCUCCGUUACACUCAACUUCGCGUUAAUGGUGUUUCGAUCGCGGCUGCGGUGUCAAUGUACUUGUUCGUUCCGUUGUUCGGGUACCUGUGCGAUCGAUACAGCCCGUCACCCUUGGCAUUGGGCUCGGCAGUGCUGUUUGGGAUUGGAUACAUUCUUGCUGCAUUCACGUACAAGAGUGGUCCACCUCCAGAUGCUGGUGGCUCUGGGUGGCCCUUCUGGGUGAUGAUAGUGGCCUUCAUUGCUAUCGGCAUGGCUACUAGUUGUAUGUAUCUCGGCGCCGUGGCGACGUGCGCGAAGAAUUAUGGCCGGGGAAAGCACAAGGGAAUUAUGCUUGCAAUUCCAAUUGCUGCAUUUGGUCUUAGUGGUAUGUGGCAGAGCCAGGUGGCGACCUAUCUGCUGUGUGAGCGUAAUGUCGACGGCUCUCGGGGCGAUGUCGAUGUGUUCCGAUACUUUUUUUUCCUCGGUCUUCUGCUCAUUAUCAUUGGGGUGAUAGGCACCUUCCUGCUUCGGAUUGUCGACGAUGACGAGGAAGAACAAUACAUUGAUGAAACUGUGGAGGAUCUUGAGCGCAGCGGGCUGCUGGAAGAAAGCGAAUUCUUCCGGCCUCGGAACGAAGUGAGAGAUGCGGCUGAGUAUGGUACCUUUACUGCCGAUAGCAACGAUGAGGAAUCGGUGACUCUGUCUGAGGCCGAGCAAGCAGAGCAGCGGCGUGAAAAGGAGCGCGAAGAGGAGGAGCGCCGGAAGAAGAACUGGCUGCUUAACUAUGAAACCCGCGUGUUUCUUCAAGAUCCCACCAUGUGGUGGCUGGCCUUGGGAUUCUUCCUGGUCACCGGACCUGGCGAGUCUUACAUCAACAAUCUUGGUACCAUCAUCCCAACUCUAACCCCAAGCUCCUAUCUGUCGACAGCGCCUCCACCAGCCGGUUUACCAUCAACACAUGUCACCACGAUUGCAUUAACAUCAACGAUCGCCCGACUCCUCACAGGCUCCCUUUCAGAUUUCUUUGCCCCAGUAGCAACACAUUUGUUCCCACCAAUCCCCGAAAACAGGCGCCGGCCCACAACAGGAUUUACCCGGCCAACCAAAUUUCUGACUCUUUCGCGAAUGGUGUUCCUCAUCCCAUCAGCAAUUCUCCUCUCAACCGGCUAUCUCCUCCUCGCCUCUCCAUUAACUCAAGAGGAGCCGCCUCUAUUUCAUCUCACCACUGCGCUUGUCGGCUUCGGCUACGGUAGUUCUUUCUCACUCGUGCCUAUCAUCAUAUCUGUUGUGUGGGGAGUGGAGAACUUUGCGACAAACUGGGGCAUUGUUGCCAUGGUACCUGCCAUCGGCGCUGCACUUUGGGGCGUCAUUUACUCGGCCGCUUACCAAAGUGCUUUGGAUAGUAGUCCGGACGCAGGCUCGCCGGAUGGUCAGUGCCAUGGCUGGCGGUGCUAUGGUCUUUGGGCUGUUGGCUGCACUGUCAGUGUGUGGAUUGCUAUAAUUGCCUGGUUUGUUGCGUGGAGAGGCUGGAGGAAGCGAGGUGUUGUUGUGUAG